Messenger RNA from Haliotis rubra (blacklip abalone), 4978 nucleotides. RefSeq lists its product as uncharacterized. Lineage: Eukaryota; Metazoa; Mollusca; Gastropoda; Lepetellida; Haliotidae. The record is from RefSeq and is a predicted model, not a curated record. The coding region runs from base 1829 to 3094 and encodes 421 amino acids. The transcript has 2 exons. Gene Ontology annotation, molecular function: protein binding.
AAUGGACAUCUUGAGCUGCUUGUGAAAGGAUAUGCUAUUGACAGUGUGUACUUGUUCAUUGCUGCUGAAUACAAUGAUCAGUACAUCUGGAUGUGGAUCGUGUGAAUUGACCCUGUUUGAUUAUAGGAUUUUCAUUGCUUUAUGCAGGACGAUGUAUUAAGUUGUAGAAGUAGAUUUUUUUCUACAGAAUUCUCGGAUUUAUUGCUAAGGAGAGUCUGGAAUUAGCAUUUCUAUGAACUUUAAGGGAUGGCAGAGUUUAUGGUGUUCAGCUUCAGAAACUGUCAAAUGUGGAUAUAUUCAGCAAAUAUGUUCAUGAUGAAGGAAGCCUAUUUGCUCUGAUGGACGUAUUCAUGGCAAUGCAUGUAUAACAAAUGAGCCUGGAGAUUUAACAUGUUUGUGUGUGGCUGUCACUUGCAAUAACAGCUGAGCAAGCAGAAUUUGAUACGGAAUCACAUAACCUGUUGGCAACUUGACAGAAUAAUUUCAUAAUUAAUAUAACUUUAUUGUCUGAUGACAAGUGACUGGGAGGUGGAGCUGAAUUCUUGAACUGUUGAACUUGGCUUUGAAUGAGUGUAUGUCACAUUGUAUAGCUAUGCUAGUGGAAUUACAUAGCAUUCUUCCUCACUCUUCUUCCACUGUACCUGAAGACCCAUUGCUCACAGCUCACACAAACUUUACCUUACCCUGACCCAACUAAUUUGAUUGGUGACUGGAUGACAUGCUAUUCUAUCCCUUUACUACCUCUGUCAGUUUCAAGCCUUUGAAUUUGGCAUUGGUGGUAAUACUAUAGGACUGUGAAUUGAAGAGGAAAAUACCCUGGACUGUUUGAUUGUCAAAAAACGGUGUUGUUUGGUUGCUCAAGACUGUGUCGGGAUUGAAUAACUUGGAUUAGAAAGUAAUAGGCUUGGACAAACAGGACGUCCGUGGUGAGAUUAUCUCCAAGUUUGUAUGAAGUCGCCAGGUGGAUUGUAUGCCUGUGAUGUCAUUUCUUUUGUGGGUUUCUUCUAAUGUGAGGUAAUUUUGUGGACUGCAAUGGUGCAAAUCAUUGAAUGCAUUAUUGCAAUUUUUUGUUGAAAGGUCUGAAUCUUUUUAAGAUUUCUAAUUGUGGACUGGCUGAAGAGAUUCCAAGGAAAGUGCUAGAUGUGAGGACAUUAUGUUAACCUGAAGUCUUAUGGCAAUUUUGUAUCUUUUAAUCUCCCCAGACAAUUGACAGCAGGAAGUUGUACUGAGAAAGUUGUUUGGUUAACUAAAUCCUACUCGUAAUCCGCUGGAUAUAUUUCAAUUUGACAAAAGGAUUUAGUUGUCCAACAUUUGGUGGAGUUAACAGACACUGAUCACUGACUACUUAACACAGACAGGGAGAUCUGAUGAAAACUUGAAAGAACUGUUUGCCUGGACACAAAGAGUUCAGUAUUACACAAUCUGAAACAGACAUCAGAAGCAGACGACAUCUUGGGAAUAUCACACACGAAAUAUUUCCUGGGGAAUAUACAAGUUCCUGUGACAGUAAGGAGUGACGAUGGCAAUCUCAAUAGCAGUGACUCAUACACUGACAGUGAGCUAAUAGCGAACACUCUGUCACCAACUGUUGCGGACAAGCAGACGACACAAAAACAGCCCAGGACGCUAGCUAUGUUUACUGAUAACCGCAAACGCUUUGUGAAUGGAGUACUAGCCUUGUAUAGCCUGUGAAUUCUGAGACGGGUGUAGGCUAGUUUACCCCUCUAUUGAACAGUCUUAGUGUAUCUGGUGAAGUUAGCUCCUAACGUCAUACAUCUAACUUCGGAACAACCUGUGUAUUUGACCUGAAUCGUUGUCACCUGGAACGAUGGGAGCUAAUCAGUCGCAUACUGUAGAGGCGAAGUGGCGAGAAACGGCGGCCAGAGAAGCUACUCUAACCCGGCAUAAUCCCGAACAGGGGCAGAUCAACACUAUGAAGAGUAGCCAUAAUAGUGGACAAGGAAAACCAUCAACGCCAUAUGGUAAACCAAGUGUAGCAGAAGUAACCCAUAAUUCCCUCUCAUUGUCAUGGCAACCACCAAAACUAACCAAUGGUGGCACCAUUAUCGCUUACAUGAUUGAGAUGUGUGUGCUCAAUGGCAAAGACUGGGUUACUUUGACCAAAUCUUGUCAAGGAAACUAUUACAAAGCUCGAAACCUUCAACCAAACACUUCGUAUCAAUUUCGAAUACGAGCCGAAAAUAUAUAUGGUCGAAGUAAACCAGGAAACAUAUCAGAAAUUGUACAAACAAGUUCCUUUGACGUCCAUGACUUUUCUCCCUCCAAAGAAAAGAAACUGACAGUGAGACGAUCGAGCACGAAUACGUUAGUCCCAGUUGAAGGUCGGGUGGCAGCCAUUUUGAAUCAUUCCAGUCCAGUGAUUGAAACAACAUCGGUGAGAUCUCCCGAGGAAUCUCGUGCCACUUUACAACGAGAAGGAUUUCGAUCAUCACUGCCAAGUAAGAAACGGUCUGGCUCAAGUUUGAUUCCUGGAACCAAAACAAACACUCUUGUAAGAUUGCCACCUAAAACUAAAUUCCCAAACAGCCAUGACCUUGAAAUCAAGAAAGAUGGCAAAGGGAGUAACAGAAACAGCAUAGAAGAUUCCGAGGAGAGAGUAGCUGGAGAUAGUAACAUUGACAGUGAUGCCAGAUCUGAUCUUGGCAGUGAGUGUAAUACCCUCAGCCAAUCAUCAGGCAGUGAGUUUCUAGGGAAGGAACAUCAUUCAGAUGGAGGUCCAGACAUUGAGGAUGAACCUGAUGGCGAUCACAGGGUAUCGGAGGACAUGAUGCUGUCGGCACCAGUUUGUGAUGUUAAACUGGCAUUGUACUCUCGAACACUGGAAUCGUACUCGGAUGAGAAACUGCGUUUCCUUAGUGACGAGGGAAUAGACACAUCGGGUCCUGUGAACCCCGACUUCCGGACUCUUCGUAGUAUGUUGCAGUCCUCUGAUGUUAUCAUUAAACCCACGCAGUCACUUCCUGAAAUAUCUGAUGUGUGUCGAGGGAAAGAUGGGCGUGGGUCAUUACGCAACAAACUGACCCCGAUAGUUGAUGAAGAAGAUGAUGACUCAGUUCAAGUGACAACAUUGUAGCAAUGUCCAACUGUUUCAUCAUUAAAAUGACAAUAUGCAACAAUUUGCUUGUGUGAGGCUUGACCUUUUUGGGACUGAUGAGACAAAUGAGAUUGAAUUGAAAUGUUCAUCUCUUAUCAAUUAGAAUCUAUCAUUAAUAGGCAGCUUAUAACAUUGACAUGACACGACAAGACAUGACAAGAAACUAGAAAGGCAUGGUAUAAAUGGAGUUAUAUCUCAGCUGGUAAAUGUCAUAUUUGUUGGUGUCUAAUUGGAGUUUUAGCCUGGUUAGCAAACAUGUAUGUAAGCAAUAAAUGGAGUUAUGUAUAUCUUGAAGCAAACAUGUUGGUCCUAUGAAUGGGUUGUAUCAUUCAUAACAAACAUCGUGUUUGAUGUUGAUGGGUUAAUAAUGGGAUUUAUUCAAGUAUAUGAACACAUACAAAUUUCAGUUUUAUAUAUAUCUUGUAAAAAUAUAUGAUAUCAGAUAUAAGUAAAACUUUCAGUCUUUAUAUCUCAAUAUCUAUCAUAUACAUGUAUAUAUUACAGUAUUUUGUUCAAACUGGUGCUGACUGUCGGUAUUCUUUAUCUAUGAAUAUAUACGUGAAAAUACUUCCUUCUAUUUCGGUAAAGGUAUGCCAACUUUUCAUUUCUUUAUUUCAUUACAUGUGCAAAAUAUUUAAUAAACUGACAAUAAAGCGGAACUAUGAUUUAAGUUUUAUGGCAUGAUAUAUUGAGGAUGAAUAUUACUUCUCGUUACUCUGCAUAUAAUCUGUUACAUACAAAAUAUAUCUUAGAGAACUUCAUCACAAUGAGAAUGAGUUAUCUUUUAAUGGUACAAGUUUAUCUAAAUACCUUAAGUGUGCUAUGUUUCAAUCUAAAACAAUUCUAAGGAAUAAUGUAAAAAUUUUGUCAAUUCCAUUUCAUUAAUAUUUUGCAUGCAUUCUGUAAUCAAAUGUUCAAAAAGGGAGGUAGGCUUACAAUUACCACAAAUAGAUGAAAGUAUAUAGGUGAGCCAUACUGUUUCCACAUUUUAUCACGUGUCUGUUCAAACUAAAAUAUCUCUAGUAGCUUUGAUUUCUUUCUUACAGAAAAAAACCCAGGCUUUUUUCUUGCUAUGUUUAUUUCAAGACUGAAAGAAACAGGUGUUGAAACUAUAGUUGUUGAAGUUUAAACCUCUCUGUCCAUUGGAAUUGAGAAUGGAAUUUAAUGUUUACACUUUGACUUAUCCCAGCGAUUUGUUGAGGGACGUGUUUUGUGAAGGUUGACAUUCCGCAGUUCAUCAAAUGGCUAGUGGAUAAAGUUAUUUGGACAAGGCAUGCCCGCUUUGAACUGUCACAUUUAUAUAUUAGGUGAAGGCAUGUCAGAGCUUUGUUAACAUUGUGUCAACAUAUUUUCCUGACAUAUUUUCUCGAUGCAAAUUUAAGACUUUAUCACAAUGCUCAAUUUCUUGUACUCUCUUCAUACUUUCAACUUUCGGAAGAAUGUACUGUGAAAUUGAUGUAUGCUUGUGAAAGAAUGGUUUAUAAUGGAUAAUUUUCAGAUUUAGUCCAAGCUUACCAUAAUAUAGUGCUAUUAAUUUAUCAAUAUUUUUAUGGUUAAAAAUAGUGUGAGGCUUUUAUCAAAAAGUAUUAAAGAUGACUGAUUACACAAUUUGCUUACAAAAUUGUGGCCUUAGGCUGGUAUUGUGAAUCUGCAAUUGACAUGGAAAUUCUCCCGGAUCAUCAUACAUAUUUCACUACAUAUAUAUAGCAUGUGAAUAUAUUUGUGCUUAUAAGAGUUUCUUACAAGGAGAAUACAGGUUUUUGUAUCUAUUAUAUCAUAUUUGCUUGUGUCAGUUGUGUAUGUGGAUGUAUAAAAAACAUGAACCUCGUAACGUUUAAAUUUAGUAAAAUGUUUAUUUCAAUA